Molecule: messenger RNA, 1265 nt
Organism: Chenopodium quinoa (quinoa)
Lineage: Eukaryota; Viridiplantae; Streptophyta; Magnoliopsida; Caryophyllales; Amaranthaceae
Exons: 2
Coding region: 705-1022 (105 amino acids)
Source: RefSeq, a predicted model, not a curated record
CGAGUAACUCGAGUAACCCCUAACCGAGUAACUCGAGUAAUCCCUAACUGAGUAACUCGAGAAACCCUGACCGAGUAACCCCUAAUCGAGUAACUCGAGUAACCCUUGACCGAGUAACUCGAGUAACCCCUAACCUAGUAACCCCUUAAGUAAUCCUUACCGAGUGAACCCCUCGAGUAACCCCUGUCCGAACCCCUCAAGUAACCCCUGACCGAGUAACUCGAGUAACCCCUGACUAAAUAACUCGGGUAACCCCUAACAAAAUAACUCGGGUAACCCCUGCCACACGAUGUGGCCUGUUGCACCAAAAAAUUGUUAAAGCCUUUAAUAAUGCUCAAUUAUAAAAUAAAUAAAUAAAUAAAAUAUAUAUAAAAAAAAUAUAAAAUAAAAUAAAAGAAGAGCUCAUCACUGAAUUGUAGUUGUGGAUAAUGCUUCUAUAUUCGAAACAAAGAUAAAAUAGAAAGAAAAAAAACAAUUAUUACAUGGCCGACUCCUAUUCCACCACCUGUUAACAAAACUUCUGAUUAUACGCCACGAUAUGCAUACAUAUUAUAAUAAUACGAACUACAAAUUUUCUUCUAUCUUCUUGUUUUGAGGAAACAAAUAAAUAUUUUCCUCAGACAAAAAGGAAACAAAUUAAUAUGCCUACGUUGAUUACUAUUCUUAGAAACUCGAUAAUCUUAACCCCAAAAUAGAUCUUCAAUAUGAGUCGACUAGUUCAACUCGUUUCUAGCAAAUCUCCACAACUUAAUCCACUUCUUGCUUCUAUAUCUAUCAAGAAAUACAGCCAACACAAAGGAGAAGGAAAGGAAGAAACGGUGUCAUCAUCGGAAAGAGGAGAAAGGGCGCCGUCUACGGCGGAGGUGAUGCAACAAUUAACCGAUGAGAAGGAAAGAAGCUUGGAUGAAAAUUCUGAUCAAGAUAUUGUAAGUCACAACUAUGCUGAUAAGGUGAUCAAUGAUGUUGAUGAUGGUAAUGAUUAUCCUGAUGAUGUCAACGAGAAGUACAGAGCCUCGCAGUGAUAACCUUUAAUUUGGACCAACUACUAAAUAUUUUGCAUUUUUGAUAUACAUGUGCUUUCUAUUUGGAUUGAGGUAUGGAUACCUAUGGGCCCACUUUAUUCGAAAUAUCCACAUAAAAGUCUUAUGUUCUCUUGUCUGAAAGUCGAAGAACUAAUAUAGUUGUUCUACACGCUUAUGUCAUUUAUUUGGAGAUUUUGUUGUAAUAACUAGUAAAAAGAGACUAUAAAUACAAGUUUUUAAUUA